AAUGUACUCUGUGGUGAUUGUCAAUAAUGAAAUAAAUACGUGAUUAUAAUAAAAUUGUAUAUCUCUACCUACAAAACGCGACAAAAAGUGCAAAAGGCAAUAGUUAUAAGAUUCGUGGUUUCCAAUUAAUGAAGAAAUAGUGUGUUCUAGAAAAGAACCAAAAAGACUCUUAUAAACACAACUCGACCGUAUAUUCAUAUUCCACACAGAUUUUUGAUUCCACAUUAUUUUAAUCAUGUCGCAAAAUAUUAAAAUACUACCCGGUGCAACUGUGUGUGAAGACUGUACACUAGAUGGUGAUAUCACCAUAGGUGGUGGCACAGUAAUUCAUCCCAGAGUAACCAUCAUUGCCGAAGGAGGUCCUAUUAUUAUAGCUGAGUACUGUAUUAUUGAAGAAUACUCCACAAUAAUACACAAGAAAAGUGAUAAGCAAGAGAACCCUCCAAAACCGCUAUUUAUUGGGGCACACAAUGUAUUUGAAGUUGGCUGCAAAUUAGAAUCUCCAUUUGGUCAUGUUGGUGAAAACAAUGUUUUUGAAUGCAAAUCUUAUGUUGGUGUUGAUGUGAAAAUUGGUAGUGGAUGUGUAAUUGGUGCAGCAUGUCGGCUAACAGUUCCUCAGUCAUUACAAGACAACACAGUGAUCUGGGGUUCUGAACACCACAACAGGGAAGCAUUGGAGAAGCAACCAUCACAACUUUUGCAACUUGAUUUUCUUAGUAAAGUCAUGCCUAACUACCACCGGCUAAGAAAGCCGAAUUUACAUAAACGACAACCUUCGAGACAAUCUCAAGAAGUUGCAAAAGUAUAAAGCUGUAGAUAUUUAAAGAAGAUAUUACAGUGAUGAUAAUAAACUUAAAAAUAAUAUGAGCUGGCUUUUCUGCUUAUCGUAAGCUUAUUUUCACUACCAACAGCUGUGAUAUACAUAAUAAAAAUUAUUAUGAAACUGAAUUAUACUGAUUGUUUUUAAGUUCAUCAUUCAAUAAAAUUUAUCUCUUUAA
Molecule: messenger RNA, 998 nt
Organism: Maniola jurtina (meadow brown)
Lineage: Eukaryota; Metazoa; Arthropoda; Insecta; Lepidoptera; Nymphalidae
Gene: DCTN6-p27
Product: dynactin subunit 6
Exons: 4
Coding region: 236-808 (190 amino acids)
Biological process (GO): mitotic spindle organization
Cellular component (GO): dynactin complex
Molecular function (GO): dynein complex binding
Source: RefSeq, a predicted model, not a curated record